Molecule: messenger RNA, 402 nt
Organism: Iphiclides podalirius (scarce swallowtail)
Lineage: Eukaryota; Metazoa; Arthropoda; Insecta; Lepidoptera; Papilionidae
Source: the annotation of a GenBank genome assembly
AUGAAGCCCGAUUUCAAUAUUAUUGCCACUCGGGCCCAUAGACCACUUCGCCCGAUAUUGCCUAGGUGGCGGCGACGGUUCAGUCCACAGCGCCACUCGGCUCUCGGCACCCGAUCCCAGGUGGAAACCGAUCCCGUAGCUAGCCGCCCAACUCUAGCUGCAGCGCGCAUCGCCUCGAACGGUUCGUCCCGAACGGCGCGGCCGGUAGCUAAAAAUAGUCGGGCCGGCUGUUUGUACGGCACUCGAGAUGCCACCGCUAAGUGGCUCCCUUAUCGGCGGCGGACGGGAAAAAACCUGGCGCCGGGCGGCCCCUUUGAUGUCUGUGGGAGCGCGCGAGCGGAUCAGCGGUUGGUGCCGCCCUGCCGAAUCCGACCCGAGGUGAGAAUUAGUGAGGGUCUCGUG